Drosophila teissieri is the source of this 2577-nucleotide messenger RNA. Its product is annotated as sodium-dependent noradrenaline transporter-like. Gene Ontology annotation, cellular component: membrane. The transcript is spliced from 9 exons. The record is from RefSeq and is a predicted model, not a curated record. Lineage: Eukaryota; Metazoa; Arthropoda; Insecta; Diptera; Drosophilidae. Gene Ontology annotation, biological process: sodium ion transmembrane transport. The coding region runs from base 579 to 2354 and encodes 591 amino acids.
UCUCCGAGAUAAGUUGGCAGCGCUGUCAGCUGUUUUAUCAGCUGCAAAAAUUGCAAACUUAUAUAUUUUGUUAACAACCUGCAAUACGCGGUCAUUCAGUACGCCUAGGUUACGCGCAGAACUAUGGCACAAGUCCACCGUUUGUUUUUGCAGAUUUGCCGCUAACACUGUUCAGCACAACCACGUUAACACAAGAUUUUCGCGCAGUGCUAUUGAAAGACGUCCCCUUCCACGAAAGUGUAGGCCUUCCGAUUUGAAUGACGUCAUAUUCCCUAGAUAAUGGGGUCCAUGGAUCUUUCAAAUAAAAAAUGUUAAUGAAUAUCGGUAUAUAGUUAGGGCAUGAGAAUCUCAUAGAAAAGGAACGCGCUUAUCAGAGACCUGCUGUCGGAAUCGGAUUCAGUUGCCGGCAUCGGUUCUACUAAUAAGUCCGUAAAUUCAUAAAAUAAAGCGCUCGUGGAUAUAAUAUAUACAUACAUAUAUAUUAUAUAAUAUAAUAAUACCUAUACCGAAGUGCAACAUAUCUGCAAAUAGAUAAAUACCCUUUCGUCCACAAAUUGGCUGUGUGAUAUUGUGUUAUAAUGGUAUAUGAAACAUCGUAUGAUAUUAUGCCUAAGCCCUUUUCCCCUGAUCCGAAUCGUGGCAAGUGGGAUAAGCCCACAGACUAUAUAUUCGCCUGUUUUGGAUUAGCCUUGAAGUUGGAUGUCUUCCUGGCAAUGUUUGUGAUGUUCUACGGCAUGGGCAUUUUAGGAAUACUGACGUACUUUCUCUAUAUGGCCAUUUUCCUGGUUCCUAUCAUGGUCAUUCACUCCUUCAUGGGUCAGUUCUCCAGCAGCGGGUUCAUCUCCGCCUUUCGCCUGUCGCCUUUCUUUAAAGGCAUGGGAUAUGUGAGUGCAUUUUCAUCCAUCUUCAUGCUCAUUUACUAUAGCAUUUACGCUGCGGUUCCUCUGCUCUUCAUAAUAAACUCGUUUCGACCCACUUUACCAUGGAGCUGUGAGGGGCUGAAAUCUUGGCACAAUGGAAAUGCUACUUGUAAGAACGAACUAGUCUUGGAAGACUAUUAUGACACGCAAUAUGAAAAUAUUACAGUCCUUCAGGUACCUUCCGUGUGCUACUUUCAAAAUCACUUCGAGAAUAUACAAGAUAUAGUAUAUGAGCGUAAGGUUUCGUAUCAGGAUUUCGGGAUGUAUUGGCAUUUUUUGGGCCUCUUCGCAAUCAUUUGGGCUGUGAUUGCAUUCAUUUUUUAUAAAUUCUCGGGGACGGCCAAGUUUGGAAAACUUAUACGCUACAUGGUAAUUGUCACCCUGGUUCUUCUUAUAGUGUGCUUUGUGCGAUUCCUGUUUCUUCCUGGAGCUAUUAACGGACUCAACACAUUUCUGUCUCCAAAGUUAAUUAAUUUGACCAUGGGAUUAUCCUCCACAUUUAUCAUGGUUAUUCAUGCAUUCGGAGCAGGAUGGGGCAGUGUAAUAGCCCUGUCCAGCUUCAAUGGGUUUAAGACCAACAUAAUGUCGUAUAGUUGGAUUAUUUCCUUCGGACAGAUCUUCAUUUACAUCAUGUUUGGCUUGGUUUCCUGUAUGUUGGAAUGGUCCUUUCUUGAACUCUCUAAUCAUGGUGCAAUCAGGGAAAUGCAUUUGCUGACAUAUUUGAAAAGUGCUUCUGUCUUGACCACAAUGGGUUGGCCAAACCUAUGGAUUUUUAUUUACUAUUCUAUGCUCUUAUUAGCAGCUCUAAUUGUGAUGACAACGCAGAUCUUCACUGUCUUGCAAAGUUUAUUUGAUGAGUUUGAAAUACUUAGAGUGAGAAAACAGCAGGUAACCUUUGGCUUAAUUGGCGGCAUUGCAGUAUGCUCCUUUUACUUUUGCACAAAUCGUGGCAAAAUUCUCGUUUCGACUUUGGGUCUUGAUGCCUCCUUCUCACAUAGUCUGCUUCAUUUGCUGCUCCUCUUCGUGGUUUUGUGGAUCUAUGGUCGAGAACGUUUCCAGCUGGAUAUGGAGUUCAUGUUGGGCCAGCCCUUUGCCUCCUGGAAGGUCUUUACACUCCGCUUCAUAGCUCCAAUCUUUUUAGUCAUAUGUCUGAUCAAUAUAACGUUUCUGUACGGACUGAAGCAUACUUAUUCCACAGAAGCGGUCGUCGUGAUGUCCAUUAUCCUCGUGGAUUUGCCCAUUCUGGCAAUUCCUGGGUACGGAUUGUACCAUCUUUACCAGUGCACUGGCACCAUUAGGGAACGCUUCAAACGCACCUGCCGACCCACCGAUUGGUAUCCGGUUGAGACGGAGCACCGCCAGCAGUACGAGGAAGCCUUAGACAAUUCGGAUAUGACCCAACAGCUGUGCGAGGUUACUGAGGAGGUCAACUAGUCAAAACUUGUUACGCUAUGCUCACAGCAAUGUGUUUUACUGAGGCUAAAUAAAAUAUGGACGGAAAAUUGAAAAACAUAUAGUUGUAAUAAAUAUGUUUGAGAUCUACCUGGACAAGUCUAGAACGAAUCUUCUAUCGCCUCGUGUGCAAGUUCACUCAUCUGACUGUAGAUAUCUCGGAAACUUUAAUAAAGUAUCGCUUAAAAAAUCAGUAACGCCCACA